Oryzias melastigma (Indian medaka) is the source of this 2775-nucleotide messenger RNA. It is a transcript of the gene slc26a10, whose product is annotated as solute carrier family 26 member 10. Gene Ontology annotation, biological process: transmembrane transport. The coding region runs from base 346 to 2421 and encodes 691 amino acids. NCBI's taxonomy places the organism in Eukaryota, Metazoa, Chordata, Actinopteri, Beloniformes, Adrianichthyidae. The record is from RefSeq and is a predicted model, not a curated record. Gene Ontology annotation, molecular function: oxalate transmembrane transporter activity; chloride transmembrane transporter activity; bicarbonate transmembrane transporter activity. Gene Ontology annotation, cellular component: membrane. The transcript has 18 exons.
CUAGUCUGUACACAUCUUAGUUUGUCUGAGGGAGGGAUUAAGAGAGAAGGACACCAGAUUAGAUGACUGGUCUGGAAAAACUCUUUUAGCAGUAGGACCCUGAGGAUCUGUGCAGAGAAAAAAGUGAAGCACCAAACUUGCAGCAGCUCCAAAGAUGUAAAAAAAAAAGUGGCUUUAUACUGUAGGAAAAAAAGUUGAUAUGUGAGCCAUGUCAUUGGCUGAGGAGUCUCUCGCAGGAAAAUACAAUGGCUCCUUAGUUCAGGGCAGAGUCUGCUAUAAAUGUAAUCCAUCUGAAAAUCACCUGAGUGAUUCAGCAGCAGGGAAGUAGCUCUGAAGGGGGACAGCAUGAGUGCUUCCGUGGCUGUGUACCGGGACAUUUACACAGAGGACCGAUUCAAGCAGGCUUACGGCUCCGAGGAGGACCCCAGUGGAGGAGCCAGGAUCCGGGACAAGCUGACCGGGAGGUGCAGGUUCUCCAGGCAGGCCUGCCUCCACCUGUUGAAGGAGAGAAUCCCCAUUUUCAAGUGGCUGCCGAGGUACAAGCUGAGGAAAUGGAUUUUAGGAGACACUAUAGCUGGACUGACUGUGGGGAUCCUUCAUAUUCCUCAAGGUAUGGCGUUUGCUCUGCUCACAUCUGUGGCUCCAAUAUUCGGUCUGUACACCUCCUUCUUCCCUGUGGUCCUAUACAUGAUCUUUGGCACAGGUCACCAUGUGUCCACAGGCACCUUUGCUGUGGUGAGUCUCAUGACCGGCUCCGUAGUGGAGCAGUUGGUUCCCACCCCUCUUGAGAUGAACUCAAGUUCACCUGAAGCAGCAAGCUUUGAGGCUGAGAGGAUCGGAGUGGCCUCAGCUGUAGCACUUCUCUCUGGGAUCUUUAUGAUCUGCAUGUUUGCCCUUCAUCUGGGCUUCCUCUCCACCUAUUUAUCAGAGCCCAUCGUGAAGGCUUUCAUCAGUGCUGCUGCCUUUCAUGUGACCAUCUCCCAGCUGCAAAGCAUGCUGGGGCUGCGGCUCCCUCGCCACACUGGAAACUUCUCCUUCUUUAAGACGUUGGUGUCGGUGAUGGAGAACCUGCCUCACACCAACACAGCUGAACUGAUCAUCUCCUUGGUCUCCCUGGCCGUUCUGGUUCCCGUGAAGGAAAUUAACGUGCGCUUUCGGCACCGCCUUCGUACACCCAUCCCCGUGGAGAUCCUCACCGUGAUUAUUGCUACAUGUGUGGUGUAUGCUUCCUCCCUGGAUUCCAUCUACAACAUUGAGAUUGUUGGGGAUAUUCCUGCUGGCUUUCCAAGGCCUCAGCUGCCUGCUAUCAAUACUUUCCCUGCCAUUGCUGGAGACACAUUAGCAAUCACCUUUGUUGGAUAUGCUUUGUCCGUCUCACUGGCUAUGAUUUAUGCUGACAAGCAUGGAUAUUCCAUUCAACCCAACCAGGAGCUGCUGGCCCAUGGGAUCUCCAACGCUGUGUCUGCCUUCUUCACCUGCUUCCCCAGUUCAGCCACUCUGGCCACCACCAACAUCCUAGAGAGUGCUGGGGGACACACACAGCUGUGUGGUUUGUUCACCAGUCUGGUUGUCCUCAUUGUCCUGCUGCUGAUUGGACCGCUCUUCUACUUCCUGCCCAAGGCAGUUCUGGCAUGCAUCAAUGUCACCAGCCUCAGGCAAAUGCUCCUGCAGUUCCAAGACCUACCAGAGCUGUGGAGAAUCAGCAGGAUUGAUUUUAUGGUCUGGAUUGUAACCUGGACGUCUGUAGUGGUUCUCAAUGUUGACCUUGGUCUGGCCAUCGGAGUGGUUUUCUCUAUGAUGACGAUCAUUUGUCGCACACAAAGGGUUGCUUGCUCAGUACUCGGACGCGCCAGCAACACAGAAAUAUACAGACCUUUGGAGAACCAUAAUAAGUGCUAUGAAGUGCCGGGAGUGAAGAUCCUGACUUACAAUGGCCCCAUUUACUAUGGCAACCGCAGCUUUUUCAGGGAGCAAAUGAGCAAGCUGUUGGGUCUGACACCAGAGAAGAUCCGCAGGAGGGAGAAGGCCAGGAAAGCCUUGGAGAAGCAAGAGAGUGAGACAGUCAUCAGCACUGUGGAGAGAGGUAUUGCAAAUACAUCAUUUUCCUCUGUCAGUGACUUCUUUAACUCAGAAGCGUCAGAAAGCGAUCUGAAGGCUGUCCUGAUAGACUGCAGCAGUGUCAUAUUCAUCGAUAUUGCUGGAGCCAGGCUCUUCACACAAAUGUGCACUGAAUGCCAGAAAAUGGGAGUUUCUGUAUAUUUGGCAAACUGCAAUGAGAAUGUCUUGAAAAUCAUGACAUCGAGCGGCCUAAUGAGCCACAUGAAUCCUCAACAUAUUUUUGUCACCGUGCAUGACGCGGUGGCGUACAUUCAACAACAGAAGGAGAAACCUUCAGAGAACACCUCAACAGUUUGGGUCUAAACAUGGAGGACUCAUUUACUCACGGUGGCUGAGCAGGAGCUGAAAAUCAACCAGGAUGUUCGUCAACUGUGCAGGAGCAUUCUAGCACUUGCUUAAACCUGUUCUGAUUCUAGAGAAGCAAUACAGUGUUACCACUUUAUUUACAGAUGCUGGACACACUCUUGAUAAGCAAGAUGAAUUAUUGCACAAGACACACAUUUUGUCAUGUUGCAGCCCAGGGAACAAUACAAUACUUUCCCUGUUGCUGUUUAUGCUUUCUUGCAUAAAAAAAUACUAUUGUCACUUGUGAAAUGUUUCCACUGUAAUAUUUAUUGCAUUUCUUUUUAUGUUACAAUAAAUAUGUAUGCUGGUGUU